Molecule: messenger RNA, 1547 nt
Organism: Galdieria sulphuraria
Lineage: Eukaryota; Rhodophyta; Bangiophyceae; Galdieriales; Galdieriaceae
Exons: 3
Coding region: 122-1396 (424 amino acids)
Biological process (GO): mitotic sister chromatid segregation; protein localization to mitotic spindle pole body; microtubule anchoring at mitotic spindle pole body
Cellular component (GO): microtubule organizing center; mitotic spindle; MWP complex
Molecular function (GO): protein binding
Source: RefSeq, a predicted model, not a curated record
UAGUAUUCAUGGAAAGAAUGUUUAGUUAUUCUUUACUGACCCAAAAAGGAACUCCAAUUGUCUCUCUUCAAGGUGCUUGAAAAGCAUCGUCCAUUUGAUUUAUUUUUUGAAAUUUGCGCCAAUGAAUUUCUCCAACACUUUCACCCGUAGAGGACCCACAAAGUUAUCACCUUGUGGCACAAAAAUCGCCAGUAUCUAUGAUAAUCAACUAGUUAUAUAUAACAGUGUUGAGUUCAAAAACUUACAGCAAUGUAGUUUUCGGGAAACUAUUACGUCACUCAAGUGGGCUCCAAACUCUCAACUUCUACUCCUAUUACCAAAGAGUAAAACAUACAUUCUAGUAAAAGAAGCUCUAACCGAAAGAAAAGCAGUCAAGAUACAACUCUCUCCACUGGGUUGCACAGAUGCAGACUUUUGCCCAGACUCUUCACAUAUUGUGGUAACACUGGACUUUAAUUUGUCCAUAAUCUUCUUCUCCAUAACAGGACAGUGGAUGGGUAAGAUAGAAGAUAUAGAAAUGCCAAUUCUUAAACGAAACGCGUAUUCUUAUGAUGGUCGAUAUUAUGCUCUGAUUCGAAAGAAGAAUGGCAGUUACUUUGUCAGUAUUGUAUGUAUGGAAAAUGUGUCGAUAUUGUUGAGCUUUCCAGUCUCUCUUCUGGAUGUCACAGGUCUCUCUUGGUGCCCCAACGAAUAUACUAUCAUGAUUCAUUCUUCUUCGCUGUACAACCAACUUCAAGUUGUGUUGCCACAAGGAAAAGUCCUAUUCUACUAUCAGCCGUAUACAGCAGCACUUGGCAUGCGCGAAGCAUUAUGGUCUCCAACGGGAAAUCUGUUAGCCAUCGCAAGUUUCGAUCAAGUUGUGCGUAUUGUCAACACAGUUGUAUCUAAAAUGAUAGCUGAAUUUGAGCAUACGGAUAUGAUAUAUCCUCAACCGAACCAAAGUAUCUUUAUAGAAAGGCAAAUCUCAACAACGCCCAUCCAUAAUGACAAAGGAAAUAUUGGAAAACAAAAAAUUCUAAUGCAGCCAAACUCUCAUAGACUUGAUCAUCAUUUUGUUAUGGAGACCGAACCAGUAAAAUUAAAAUAUCGUCCAGCUGAUAUGACUAAACCCAAUCCAAGGCAAGGAAUUUCUCAAAUCAAAUGGAGCUUCGACGGAAAAUAUUUAGCUUCUUGCAAUGAAAAUACUCCUCAUGUCUUAUGGAUCUGGAAUAUCCUUGAAAUGGAACUUGAAGCCGUUUUCAUUUGUAAGGCAAACAUAAAGGUGAUACAUUGGAAUCCAUGUUGUACACAACUUGCUUUUGUAACAGGUUCCGAAUAUUUAUUUCUAUGGAAUUCAAAAGGUCAGUCAUUCUAUUGUCAACAACAACCUUGUAUUAAGGGAUCCUUCUUCAUAUAGAUGCUGUAAGUGUUCCAUUACCGUUCUCUGGAUUCCAAGCUCAGUCUUGUGCUUGGCCUUUGGAAGAGAAAGGACCACUUUUACUUACAGAUAAGAGUCAAUUCUGUAUUGUGAUGAAUGAAUGAAGACAUGAUUCAGCACUAACGUACAA